AUGUAUGUGAAAUGGUUUGAUACAGUAAUGUUUUACUAUGUGAUUUUAGUGUAUUGAGUGAAUGUCACUUUUUGUCAUUUUCAAAUUUCCCACCGUUCCGUCCCCCGUACGUCCCGACGCUCGCAGGGGACGGAACCCAGAUAACAGAUGUCGGCAUCGGCCGGAUUACAUUGCCGGAGACACUGCAGGAGGUACAUCGUGGGAGCGCAGGACAAGGUAAGUGAUCGAGGGAUCGCGGAGCAGAGCCGCAUAGUAUUCCCGAGUGUAGCUCGGGGUUACCGCUUGUGCUACACUCGGGAAUACCGCCAGGGAGGU
Molecule: messenger RNA, 315 nt
Organism: Staurois parvus
Lineage: Eukaryota; Metazoa; Chordata; Amphibia; Anura; Ranidae
Source: the annotation of a GenBank genome assembly